AUGUUCACCCUCACGAUUGACAUCGCUGGGCCAGUGAAGCCGGGUUUGGACUGCACUUCGAAGGGCACUCAGGGUAAGGGGAUGAUGGUCUUCAAGAUCCCUUGGACGUUGAAAACACAAGCAAUGGACCAGAGCAAAGCAAAGGGCCAGAAGCACCUUCUCAACUACCACCACGUGAAGAGAGGGACAACAGCCACAAGCCAAGCACUGGACCAGAGCAAAGCAAAGGGCCAGAAGCACCUUCUCAACUACCACCACGUGAAGAGAGGGACAAUAGCCACAAGCCAAGCACUGGACCAGAGCAAAGCAAAGGGCCAGAAGCACCUUCUCAACUACCACCACGUGAAGAGAGGGACAAUAGCCACAAGCCAGACGAAGGACCAGAGCAAAGCAGAGGGUGAGCAAGGUCGUGAUAGCAAAGAAGAUGUGCCAGGUGAGCAAGGUCGUGAAGGUGGUGAUGAUGAUGAUCAAGUCGUGGAGCAGCCUAGCCUUAUCGGGGCUACCGAGAAGCAGAAGGAGAUCCUUAAAGACUACGAGUGUUCGGAAUACGAGCCAUCACUUCCAGGUGAUGAUGAAGGCGUUCCGCAUGAUGAAGAUCAACCAGACCCUGGCGAGCACGAUCGCGAAGGAGGAUUGCGUCCAGACUGCGAACCUCCUGAGAGUACGGUACUUAUGUUCGCCAAGGCCCUGAAGACCAACGCAGGUACAGAAGUGAAAAGUGCGAUUCAGGACAUUGUUCUCUACCUCGAUGCUCACGGGCUUCCUACUUAUCGGUUUCAUGCUGACCGUGGAGAGUGUUUCAGUCACAGCAUCCGUGGAUGGCUACGAGAUCGACACAUCAAGGCUUCGUGGUCGGAGGCAGGCGUGCCUCAAGGAAAUGGGCGCGCAGAGGCGGCGGUGCGAUGGGUCAAGGCCUUCGAGACCAAGUGGAUUCGAGGCCGUUAUGUUGGACUCAGCAAUCUACUGGAAGGGGGUCAUGUUGUACACGUUCCGGAGUCGGAAGCUAAGAAGGGAGGAGGGUUUUUGCCGGAGCUCGUCGAGAUGAAGGUUCUGGCCCUCAAUGAGAGUGAGUUGGGUGCAUAUGCUAAAACCAAGGCAAAGCUUAUCCUCGAGGACUGGGACGUGACAAAGGCAACGGAACUCGUUGGAGAGCUUGGCGAGGCUGGUUUCUUUGAGGACAAGAAGUUCGGAGUUUAUAGGCAUGGUGGGAGUGUGGGAUGGAUGAAGGGCCUACCCGACCAUCCUGAACUGGGGACGCUGUUGGCCAAGAUCAUAUUGGAGUUCUCCCCGGAAGCGACCUUUACCUCUAUUAUGGUUUCGAAGGACUGUGAUCGGGGCUACCACAAGGACACGAACAAUGACAGCAGUACCAAGAACUACAUAGUCCCAAUUAGGACUCCGGAGCGAGGUGGAGCGUUGUGGGUGGAGCUACGACCUGGUGACCUUCUGGUGGGCGAUAUUCUACAACGGGCCGACAGGCAAGGGCGAGUUCACUAUGGACAGGUCCACGAGAUGAAGGAGGGAAGGGCUGUGGAGCUAGAUCCAAGGCGAGCACACGAAGUUCUACCAUGGGCCCUGGACUCCUACGGGUACCCAACGCCGUUGUCACAGUUGCCAGAGUACUUUGUGAAGGUUCCAGAGUCAGGCCCCAAGUUGGACAAGGUGGAGGUCCAGGAGGAGCCGGUCACAGACAACGACGAGGGCGGCAGCUUGAGCGACGAUGAUUGGGAAAUGUUCGUCGAAGCGGAAAAGGGAUGUGUCAAAGUGGGAACCUCGUCAAAGGGGAGCUUGCGUCAGGACUUUCCUAGAGUGAACAAGACGGAAGUGACCUACACGAAGGACGUGGAGCAGAUCCUGGCCAACCUCACCGAACCCCUCAGAGUGACCUACACAGUGGAUCCACGAGAGGCGCUACUACAUCUAGAUGAGUGGAAGGAAGCCAUCGCUCAGGAGGUCAAGGGCAUUGAGGUAGCAAUCCGAAGACUAAUGCCCGGGACACCAGAGAGGGCGUUGUGGCUCCAGAAGAAGGGUGUGCAGCGUCUACCAACCAAGCUGGUCUAUACCAUCAAGCCGAACGAUGCAGCUGAUCCAGCCGACAAGAAGACGUGGUUUCGGAGGAAGGCUCGACUGGUCGUUUGUGGAAACAUGGCGACGAGCUCAAUGUCUGAUUACUACUGUGAAACGGCUCCUACGGAGGCUGUGCGGGCUGGAUUGGCUAUGUCGCGUUCACGAUGUUGGCAGGUGGCACUAAUCGACGUGGUCGCCGCCUUUAUCCUCACCCCGAUCGGCGAGUCAGCGCGAGAUCCAGUCAUUGUGGUUUGCCCGCCAAAGGUGUUGGAGAGGCUAUCAUUGACUUUGCCUCAAGAACUGUGGGGCUUGAUUAGGGCCCUAUACGGUUUGAGGGAGGCACCAAUGCUCUGGUCGGCCUACCGCGACAGGACGUUGGCUAGCAUGGUUACGCCGUCUGGGUGGCGCCUCAAGCAGGGCAGAACCGUAACAUGUUGGUGGGUGGUUACAGACGAGUCGGGAGACAUGAAGGCGCUGAUCAUCAUAUACGUUGAUGACAUGCUAAUCAUUGGGCUGGAGGACGCGGUGAUGGAAGUGGCCAAUCUGGUACAGAGUGUAUGGGCUACAAGUCCGUUGACCUUUUUGCGACGGGAUAAUCCACUCAGGUUCCUUGGGAUGGAGCUGUCUAUGACCGACGAUGAGUCAAUGAUUCUGGUGGGACAGCAAGCCUACAUCGAGGAGUUGUGUCGCAACUAUGGCGUCCAGAAGCCCGACAAGAUCCCUGUAAGCAAGGAGACCGCAAGCUUCAGCGUGAUGGACGGGGACAUGGAAGCAGAUGAGGGUGGCAUUGCUCAGGCUCAGCGGGUCACAGGAGAGUUGUUGUGGAUAUCCCAGAAGACCCGGCCAGACCUGUCGUAUGGAUGCUCAUUGUUGUCCUCGCUUACCCUUAAAGCCCCGUACCGAGCGGUGGAGGUGGGAACAAAGAUGAUCAGGUACCUAUAUGGCACCAAAACGUGGCGCAUGGCCUUUCGGAAGGGAGACAACACCCUCACAAUGUUCCCCGACGCCGCCUUCGCGCCGGAGAGUGAAAGAAGCCAUACAGGGUGGUUGGUGGUAUGGGGAAAGAACCCCAUUGCAUGGCGAUCGUCGCGCCAGCCAACCAUAGCGCUGUCAACGGCGGAAGCAGAGCUGACAGCCAUCCUUGAAGGCGCCGUGGCUUUGUUGGGGAUAGAGACCCUCUUGGUGGACCUCUCGGAGGAGAUUGAGGUGAGGAGGAUUGUCUGCACUGACCAUCAGUGCAGGGAACGGCUCAUGGAGGACACGUCAUCUUAG
Messenger RNA from Symbiodinium sp. CCMP2592, 3339 nucleotides. Lineage: Eukaryota; Dinophyceae; Suessiales; Symbiodiniaceae. The record is from the annotation of a GenBank genome assembly.